UUUGAUCGAAAACAAAAUCAGAAAACUGAUCUCUCUUUCUCCGUGUGUGACUUAAAAAAAAUGGCUGAGGCCAGUAUUUCAGUAGAUCAGGAUCAGUUCAUCUGUCCAGUGUGUCUGGAUCUCCUGAAGGAUCCGGUGACUAUCCCCUGUGGUCACAGUUUCUGUAAGGUGUGUAUUAAUGGCUGCUGGGAUCAGGAGGAUCAGAAGGGCGUCUACAGCUGUCCUCAGUGCAGAGACACUUUCACUCCAAGGCCUGUUCUACGCAGAAACAACAUGCUGGCUGAAGUGGUGGAGAAACUGAAGAAGACUGAAGUCCAAGCUGCUUCUCCUGCUCACUGUUACACUGGACCUGGAGAUGUGGAGUGUGAUUUCUGCACCGGGAGAAAACUCAAAGCCGUCAAGUCCUGUCUGAUCUGUGUGGCUUCGCUUUGUGAAACUCAUCUGAAACCUCACUAUGAAGUUCCUGCUUUGAAAAAACACACAUUAACUGAAGCCUCUAGAAAUCUACAAGAGAAGAUCUGCUCUGAACAUGAUGAAGUGUUGAAGAUCUACUGUCGUACUGACCAAAGGUGUAUUUGCUCUUUGUGUAUGUUGGAUGAACAUAAAGGCCAUGACGCUGUAUUAGUUGCAGCAGGAAGAGCUGAGAAACAGAGUGAGUUAAAGGAGGAGCAGAUGAAAUUCCAGCAGAGAAUCCAGGAGAAGCAGAAGAAGGUGCAGGAGCUGAAACAGACUGUGAACACUAUAAAGCUCAGUGCACAGACAGCAGUAGAUGACAGUGAGAGGAUCUUUACUGAGAUGAUCAGCUCCAUGGAGAAAAAGCGCUCGGAGGUGAUGGAGCUGAUCAGAGCUCAGGAGAAGGCUGAACUGAGUCCAGCUGAACGACUCCUGGAGCAACUGGAGCAGGAGAUUGCUGAUCUUCAGAGGAGAGUCACUGAGCUGGACCAGCUUUCACACACACAUGAUCACAUCCAUUUCCUCCAGGUAACACUCACUGCUUUAGCUUCUGGAUGUCGAUCUCCUCCAUUUAAAAGUCCAAAUUUUGACACAUCCAGCAUCACUGUCCCUCAACAUCUGUCAUUUGAUGGAGUGAGGAAUUCUCUCUCAGAUCUGAAGAAGAGACUGGAGGAAUUCUGUGAGGAGGAAUUCAACAAAAUCCCUCCACAUGCUGCAGCAGUUCAGAUCAUUUCACCACCAGAGCCACAGAGCAGAGAAGAGUUUCUGAAAUAUUUCUGUUAUCUGACUCUGGAUCCCAACACGACACAUCCUAACCUCAUUCUGUCUGAGAAGAACAGAGUGCUGAGAUACAGUGAGAGAAAGCAGCAGUACUCUGAUCAUCCAGAGAGAUUUGACUCCUGGCCUCAGGUGUUGUGUAAGGAGAGUGUGUGUGGACGCUGUUACUGGGAGGUGGAGUGGAGCGGUGGAGUGUUCAUAUCAGUCUCAUAUAAAGACAUCAGCAGGAAAGGACCAGGCUUUGAUUGUGGGUUUGGACGCAAUGAUCAGUCCUGGAGUCUGGAGUGUUCUUCUUCUUUUCUCUCUUUCUAUCACAACAACAUUAAGACUGAUCUCGGAGUUCCAUCAUCCUCCAGAAUAGGAGUUUAUGUGGAUCACAGUGCAGGAACUCUGUCCUUCUACAGCGUCUCUGACACCAUGAAGCUCCUCCACAGAGUCCACACCACAUUCACUCAGCCUCUAUAUGCUGGGUUCGGGUUUUGGCUUGGUUUACGAUCAGAAGUGAGGUUGUGUGAUCCAGAAUAAGAUGUAUCUGGUGUUUUAUGGUCAGUAACAAGUAGAAAUUGUAUCACAAAUGAUCUUAUAGAAAAGUGUUUCAUUUCAACAAGAUUCCACAUUAUAGAGAGAUCGUUCCUGAGCACCAAAGCACUAAAAUGUAAAUCUAAAACACACACACAGAAUAUUCAUUCUUUGUAAUGUGGUAAUCAUUUUAUUAUCCACAGACACUUACAGAAGUGAGGUUUAUAGGUUUUUAACAAUUAAGAACCUUAUUUUAAUGAAACAUUUAUAAAAUUUACAAUAGCCUGGUUGUGUAAGUAUGUACAGCUUUAUAAUUGGGGGUGUGUCUGUGUUCAGAAUAAACCAAUCACAUGUGGGGUGAGCUGUAAAUUUAUAGAGUUCAGGAGUAGGUGGGAGAGGGGGGAGAUAAUGGGCAGAGUUCAGCAUCCCGACAUCCUGAUGGAUGAAGCUGUUGGAAAGUCUUGUAGAACGAGCCUGGAGGCUCCAGUACUUUCUCCCUAAAGGCAGGAGGAUGAAGUGGAGGUUUGAUAAGUGUGAACCAUCUGUAGCGAUGCUGAUUGCUCUGCUAGUGAGGCAGGCAUGGAAAAUGUCCACAAGGGAUGUCAGAGAGACGCCGAUGAUCUUGCUGGCUGCAUUCACUGUGUUGCAGAGUCUUUCGACAGGAGGCAGUGCAGCCACCAUACCACACAGUGAUGCAGCUGUUGAGAAUGCUCUCAAUGGUGCCCUGGUAGAAGGAGCACAUGACAGGAGGUGGGACUCGAGCUUUCCUCAGUUUGGAAAGGAAGUAGCAGAAAAGGAAGUAGAGGCAUGACUGAGCUUUCUUGGCCAGUGAUGUGUUUUUUGUCUUACAGGAGAGGUCCUCAGAGAUAUGCACCCCUAGGAACUUGGUGCUGUUUUCCCUCUCCACUGCCACACCAUUGUGAAGGUCCUCUUCUGAAGUUGAUGACAAUUUCUUUGGUCUUUCCCACGUUGAGGAAGAGAUUGUUGUCGUUACACCACUGGACCAGUCGGCUCACCUCGCUCCUGUAGUUGGCCUCGUUGUUGUUGGUGAUGAGGCCCACUACAGCCGUGUCAUCUGCAAACUUGACGAUGUGGUUGGUACUGUAACUGGGUACACAAUCAUGGGUCAACAGGGUAAACAGCAGUGGGCUGAGCAUGCACCCUUAUGGUAACCCUGUGCCAACCCUUACAUUUUGUGGUGUCUCUGAUAAGAAGACCAGCACCCAGUUACAGAAAGGGGAGUUGAGUCUCAGGUGUCUUAGUUUGUUUAUUUGCUGCUGGGGGAUGAUCAUGUUAAUGUCUGAGCUAAAAUCCAACAAAACCAUUCGCACAUACGAGUCUUUGGAGUCCAGGUGUGUAAGGGCUGGAUGGAGAGUGGCUGAGAUGGCAUCUUCUGUGGACCUGUUGGUUUUAUAUGCAAACUGGAAUGGGCUGUGUGAGGGAGGAAGAAUGGAUUUUAUGUGCUGCAUGACCAGUCACUCAAAGUAUAUGUAUAUAUGUCUACAUAUAUAUGUUACAAUCAUAUAUGUUAUUAGUUACCCGGUUUCUCUACAGUUUCUCAAAGUUGUACAUCAAUUCAUUUCACAUUUUUAUUGCACAUCUUUUUGUACUCAUGGUUUUUGCACUUGUCUUUGCUCCGUUUGCACCUAGUUGCACACUUUGCCCUUCAUGUGGCUAGGACAAACUUCUGUCUUAGCUCUAUGUUGUUGUUUUUUUGUGUUUAAACUUUAUAUUGUAUGUUUAUGUAGCACCAGGGUCCUGGAGAAACAUUUCACUAUGUACUGCGUCAACUAUAUGUGG
Hemibagrus wyckioides is the source of this 3549-nucleotide messenger RNA. Its product is annotated as tripartite motif-containing protein 16-like. Bases 61 to 1755 code for a protein of 564 amino acids. NCBI's taxonomy places the organism in Eukaryota, Metazoa, Chordata, Actinopteri, Siluriformes, Bagridae. The record is from RefSeq and is a predicted model, not a curated record. Gene Ontology annotation, molecular function: zinc ion binding; protein binding. The transcript is spliced from 6 exons.